This is a messenger RNA of Cadophora gregata, 1122 nucleotides long. RefSeq lists its product as uncharacterized. The record is from RefSeq and is a predicted model, not a curated record. NCBI's taxonomy places the organism in Eukaryota, Fungi, Ascomycota, Leotiomycetes, Helotiales, Ploettnerulaceae. The transcript has 4 exons. Bases 1 to 1122 code for a protein of 373 amino acids.
AUGCCUGGUGCGCUCGCCGUUCUUUUAUAUCUUCAAUGUUGUUGUAAUGGAGUGCGAGGACAGAACCAAACUUUACCGGGCUUCGGGGACACAGUCCAGGUUUUGGGAAAUAUGGAACGAACAGAUCAAGACUUCAGAGACGGCCUCGCCCUCGAUAUUCUUUCUCCUAAGCCCAGGACACUGGUCGUUACGCAAAACAAAGCGCCUUUGGCAGCAAUAUUUAUGACAGGGGAAACGGGCGGACCUUUUGUCGCUGUGUCCAACUACUCCUAUAUCAUCAAGAUGAACGAGACAGCCAACGAUCUCAUAGCCAAGAUAGAGAUACCGUAUGACCCGGUCGAACUACAACAACAAGGUCUAUUAGAAGCCAAUACUUUCGUUGCCUCUUUGGCACCGGAUGGGAGAAGCUGGACUGUGGACGACCAGACACGGAAUGUUCAUCGUAGCGAAAACAACACGCGGAUAGUGAAGAUGACCUCCAUAGAUGGAGAGUUCAUACUCGUGGCUCGGAAGACCGUCGAUACUAGUAAUGUCUUUAUACAGUAUGGACAAGGAGAAUCGAGGACGGCCAACAUGACUGCUGGUCCUGGGCUUCAAUGUGCAGAGUUCAUUGACGGGAUGAGGUUUACCGUCCAGACGAAUGUGGACCUGAGGAUGAACAUUGAGCUCAAGCAUGGUAUCAACCCAGGGACAUUGCCGCCUAACACCGUGUCCUUAAACUCGUACAUGUGGAUCAUAAAUACAAGCGCGCCGUUUGAGAGAGUCAAUGCCGAAAUGCUCGUACCUUUCAACAGGAUGAUGCUCACAGCAUUGAGACCUGACGGGUCCUCUCCCUCAACUAUGUUGACGGUCGGCCGACGAGCUUUGAACGCAACAAGCGGAACAUUCUUACCUUUUAAUCGUCUUGUACAAUUUGUGAAAGAGUUGCCGGAAGAUAAGGUCGUUGUACCGCAGGUAAACCAACUGGAUGGACAGUACAUUAUUCUUGUCACACAGCCUAAGGAAGUUGGCGAGACUACUCCACAUGCUGGGAUUAUUAAACCUGGAAGGCGUGAUGUAGAAAAGCCGCCCAGGUUGCGGGAUAAGGCGCUUCCAAAUGCUAGAUACCGGAUAGCUGUAUAA